Symbiodinium sp. CCMP2592 is the source of this 2304-nucleotide messenger RNA. The record is from the annotation of a GenBank genome assembly. Lineage: Eukaryota; Dinophyceae; Suessiales; Symbiodiniaceae.
AUGACCUUUCCGGGAAACAUGAUCAACUCUGCCGCGAACUCCGUCAGAUCAACCACAGAGAACCGAUUCCGGCGUCAGCGCCGGCAGGGUUUCCCAGCCCUUGGGAUUUCCGUGCUCGAGUGUGCAACGGAUGCGGAGCAUGGCGCGGACCUCCAGGACAUCAAGUUUCGUGGAUUGGAUGCCGACCGCAGGAGGAGCGAGUUAGACCUGCAGUCUGCCACCAUGAAGGGACGCACCAAGGAGCAGGCGCAGAUCUUGGCAAUAGCCCAUGGGCUGCAAGAAGGCAUCGAAGAUCUCCUCGCCGGUCGCAUCUUCCGACCUGGUGAAAGUGACGAGGUGGUUGCGGAUUCCAGCAGUGCCGAUUCGGAUUCCAGCAGCAGCCCACCGCCAACAUCGCCGAAGGACGUCAAGGUCCAGGAGGCCGAGAAACCGGAGGUGCCACAGGAGGGUGCAGACCCAGUCAAGUUCAAGAAAAAGUUGGCUGGAAUGCCUGGUUGGAUGAAGGGCGAGGUGUCUGAAGACGAGGACUCGCACAGCGAAGCUUCAGGAUCUGCCCCAGAAGACCCAAGCGACGACGACAGUGUGGACGGCUUCCUGAAUAUAAACUACCACGACAUUGAUGAUAUCGUGCAAGAGACGGACCACAGCAAAAUCGAGCAGCAAGUCAAUGCGGGCAGAGCCGCGACCAACCGAAUUAUGUACGAGUGGAAGGAGUUCGCCCGGGUGAAACUCACCGAGCAGCUGAAUAACUGGUUUCAGCAAAGGAUGCAACAGGGAGAGCGUGAUGUUGCAGAGCUGGACAGCACCGAAGCAGAAUCCUUGGAGACCAUGGCUGCCCAGUCCGAAGGGGUCAAGGGGGUGAAGAGUGGCAUCGAGCAGAAGGACAUGGCGCUCUUCUCCACGAUAAGCUGCUUCCAGCAGAAGUUUGGGCAACGCCUGGACGAGCAUUGGGAAUCGAAGAGGAAGAGCGCAGAAGAACUGCUAGCCAGAGUCCAGCAGGAAGAGGAAGAGAAGCAACAGGAGAGGCUCAGGCGCCAGGCGGAAAGAGCUGCCAAGAAGUUUCAUGACAUUGAUGACCAGAUUGCCGACCUCAGGGACAACGUCGAGCAGAUCAAAGGGGAGAUUCAGAGGAUGGAGCUGAUGAAACAAACGAUGCCUGCAAAGACCCGGCGCAACUCAACCGGGAACAAGGCGGCAGAGGUGCUCUCGAUCAUUUCAUCUCAGCAGGAGGAGGCACAAGUUCUGUCCGGGAAGCUUGCCCUGGGCAGCCAAAGGCUGGAGUCCCUGGAAGAUGCGGUGGAAAAGGCCAAGGUGUUCUUCAUGAGUGCAGCCUUCAAGAGCAAGAAGAUUCGGAUCCCGCCAGCUGAUGAUCCUGCAUACCUUCUGGUCAGCGAGGCGGUGGUGAGCCAGAUGCAGGCCGUUCUGGCACAGCUGAUGCUGGAAGACGAGGCUCUCGCUGAGAGCGUCUCCUUGGCCUACAGCACCUUCAACCGUCCCGGUGGCAAGAAGAAGGUCAGGAAUGGUAUGCUGAAGUUGGAGGACACGCGCAAGGACGGGGACCAAAAGCUUUCCGGCUCGGAAAGCUUCCAGCAAGUCGAGGAGAUUGUUGUCAGCAACGACCCGGAGCAGAGACGGCUGAAGUUCAAGGAAAUCGAGACGGAGAGCACUUCCCUGCGGGAGGAGAUUGCAAUUCUACAGAGCACGCUGGAGCAGCCCAUUCUGCCGACGAGAACCCAGGCAGAGCAGGAACCACUGGCAAGCGAAGAGCAGACGGAUGAAGGUCAAGCACAGGAUGAGGGUGGAGAGGACAAAGAGCUAGAAGAUGCGAAGCCAAGCCUUGAGGAGGCGUACCGGCGACUCCUGUCCACGGCUGAAGACACAGUCGAGAUCAUCAAGCAGAAGAAGGGCAUCUUGACAAGCGAAAGAACCAAAAGCAAGUCGAUGCGUUCUAUGGACUUUGCAAGCGGAGGCGAGGUGGCCACGCCGGCAUCUGGAUCCGAGGCACGCAACAACCCUCAACUGGACGAGCAGCUAAAGGCGCAACAGACCAAAGCGGCCCGUUUGUCCGAGGAGGAGAAAGCCAUCAAAAUGCAACUGAAGCGCUUGAGAGCUGCCACGGCGCAGGACAGGAGCAGAGCGCAGGCCAAGAGCUCCAAGGUCGCAGCGAGUGGCACCACGGGGCCGGCAGGAGAAGAAGCGAAGGCACCUGAUGGAAUGUCACCUUCCCACAAGGACUCGGCACAGGCCCACGAGAAGCAUGCAGUCUUUGUGGAGCCAACAGUUCAUGGUUACAGUGGGACAUAG